This is a messenger RNA of Coniosporium apollinis CBS 100218, 276 nucleotides long. RefSeq lists its product as uncharacterized. The record is from RefSeq and is a predicted model, not a curated record. Gene Ontology annotation, cellular component: Sec61 translocon complex. The transcript has 2 exons. Bases 1 to 276 code for a protein of 91 amino acids. Gene Ontology annotation, biological process: intracellular protein transport. Lineage: Eukaryota; Fungi; Ascomycota; Dothideomycetes.
AUGGCCCUCUUACUGUGCCGCCUCUGCAACCUCAAUCGCGGUCCCGCAACCGCAAUCCGCCGCAAAGCAGCCGCAGACCGCGCCGACAAGGUCGCGAAUGCACGGCCGAGCAGCACGCGCGCGGCGGGCGCGGGCGGCAGCAGCAGUACCAUGCUUAGGCUGUACACGGAUGAGAGCCCGGGGCUGAAGGUCGAUCCGGUUGUGGUGCUCGUGCUGAGUGUCGGGUUUAUUAUCAGUGUUGUUGCGUUGCAUGGUGAGUUUUUCUUGAUGGAGUAG